Pimephales promelas (fathead minnow) is the source of this 2597-nucleotide messenger RNA. RefSeq names its product chemerin-like receptor 1. Gene Ontology annotation, biological process: phospholipase C-activating G protein-coupled receptor signaling pathway; inflammatory response; positive regulation of cytosolic calcium ion concentration. NCBI's taxonomy places the organism in Eukaryota, Metazoa, Chordata, Actinopteri, Cypriniformes, Leuciscidae. The record is from RefSeq and is a predicted model, not a curated record. Gene Ontology annotation, cellular component: plasma membrane. Gene Ontology annotation, molecular function: complement receptor activity; G protein-coupled receptor activity.
AUAUAUAUAUAUGAUUUACAUGUUUGCCACAAUAAUGUAAUGUCUUUGAAUUAGCUUUAUUUGAGGCUUUGCAGUAAAUUUAAGUGAUUUACAGUCCUAAUUUUGUAAUGAGUUAGUAAGUAAGUGAAUUAGUAAGUAAAUGAAACCAUCAUCAAGCACAAUGCAAAUGGAUUCCUGAUGUAAAGAAUAUGAUUCUUUAACCUUUAUAACCAGUUGUAUAAUGACUUAACUGAACUUUUCUGUGACUAAUAAACACUUUUGUUGGACUGCAAUUAUUGUGCAUGUGAGCUUCACAAGCUACCCAACUUCAGCAUCCUCCCACAAUGUAAAAGCCGCAGUUUGUCUCGUGGUGGCCUGCUCACUGAAAUGGUGCUACAUUCGCGGGUUUUAACCUCAAACCAGCCAAUCUUGAACAGAUGAUCACAGCUGCUUUGAAUAGGGUACUGGUGUGGCCGUCAACAGUCUCAGUUCUCAGAAACUGUUUUUUGCAUCUUACAGAGGAACUAGGUGUUAAGAUAUUUGGCCAAUAGCUCAGUCUGCACUUAUCAGAUUAGAAAACAACCCAGUAGUAGAGGUACAUAUCUGAAGCAUUGUAAACGGCAUUGUGCAGGCUUUCUUUGUGAGUUCUAACAAGGCAUAAUGACUUCAAAUUAUUCAGAAGAUUACUACAGUGAUAUUAUAGAAGAGUUGACAAACGUCAACAAAGAAAAUGCAGCUUCUGUGCAUUUACCUGCAGGAUACUGCAGGGAAGCAGGAUGUGUAUUCACAGUUAUUUUUAAUGUGAUCAUAUUCCUGCUUGGCAUCAUUGGAAAUGGUGCUGUGAUCUGGAUUACUGGUUUUAAGAUGAAGAAGUCUGUGAACACCACCUGGUACCUGAGCCUGGCUUUGUCUGACUUCAUUUUCUGCGCUACUCUCCCCGUCCUCAUUAGCUACAUAGUUACUGCCAACUGGACUUUUGGGCUCUUCAUGUGCAAGUUCAACUCUUUUGUCAUGACCCUCAACAUGUACAGCAGCAUUUUCAUCCUGGUCAUCAUUAGUGUGGAUCGCUGCAUCACUGUCAAGUUUCCAGUCUGGGCCCAAAAUCAACGCACUGCAAAGAAAGCUUCUUUAGUCGUUGUGAUGGCUUGGUUCGUGUCUGCUUUGCUUAGCAUUCCAUCUGCCAAAUUCAGGAAUACUGUAAAUCAUUCAUCAACAAUCAUAUGUUAUAGCAAUUAUGAGCAUCACCACGGAACUGUUGUGUACAUGCGCUUUACUUUUGGCUUUUUAAUUCCGUUCCUGACCAUUUCCACCGGUUACUCCAUCCUGAUCUGUAAACUUAAAGCAAACCAAAUGUCCAAAUCCACCAAGCCCUACAAGAUCAUGACAUUACUGAUUACAACUUUUUUUUUCUGUUGGUUGCCAUUUCACAUUAUAUCUAUUAUAGAGUUGAACAAAUCUAAAGAUACUCCACACGAUCCCAUCUUUCACACGGCCCAACAAUUAGCUGCAACUCUUGCCACUGCGAACAGCUUUAUAAACCCAUUCCUCUAUGCAUUCAUGGCCAAGGAUUUGAAGAAGAAAUGCUAUUCCUUCCUGUCGAAGAUUGAGAGCGCCAUUGAUGAUGAGACCCGAAGCGCUUUCCAAAGAACGUCCAUUACCAAUUCUGUGGAUAACAGACUUUCCACUGCUGUCUGAAAUUUUAAAUAACAAUUCUUGGACAAAAGAUAUUUCUCUUUAUUCUCUUCCAAGUCUGACUGGCCUAUGGAAAAGACUGAACAUUUACAAGUUUUACAAUCGUUUAUCUGUUGCAUUUUGGAGUUCAGAAAUGUAUAACUAACACAGCUGAAAGGUCAAGAACAAUUUAAUGCAAAAAGGUUCGACCAAAGUUUUGUAUAUUACAAUGUCAUUUUGCUUAACGUGUUUGAAGAAUUCUUUGAUUACUAUUAAAUCUUCACUGUUUUCAUCUUAUCUUUUGUGCAAGUGUCAUGUAUGCAGGUAGCACUCACAAGAUUACAUUACAUUGAGGACAACCACAGAAAACUGAACAUUACCAGGAUUAUAAAUACACAGGACGUAAAAAGAGAGCUGCAUUAGACAUUGGUGGCGAUAAUCAGUAACUAAGGGUAGCUGCGUUUACAACAAUGAUGUAGCUACUUAAAAUGGAAAUGUUUUUCCUUAGUUUGCAUAUUUCAUGUAUCCGAAACGAAAACAAAUGAUCCCAGUUUCUUACGGAUCUGAGAAAAUGACUAAAAACUCUUCUGCUGCCAGGUCAGUUUCGAUGUCACUUUGUAAAGAAACACUUUGUGCCUAUUGACUGAACAUGUAAUAAGCAUGAGCAUGAUGUCACCGUCUUCACAAAUUCACGUUUUUGUUGUUUACAUAGAGAAUAACUGUAUCGUUCCACUGUAAAAAAUGUUACGCUAUUUAACCCUCAUGUGGUGUUCGGGUCAAUUUGACCCGGAGAAGAUUUUCUUUUUCCUGAAAAUACUAGUUAAUGUUAUCGCUUUGGACUGAAACUUAGUGACUUUGUUCCCAAGCGGUAUAACUAUAUCUCAUUUGUUUUUUGAACAUUUUCGUAUUUUUUUGUGGGAGUUCUGUUACCUUGUUACACUUGUGGU